Setaria italica (foxtail millet) is the source of this 1058-nucleotide messenger RNA. RefSeq lists its product as uncharacterized. The transcript is spliced from 2 exons. NCBI's taxonomy places the organism in Eukaryota, Viridiplantae, Streptophyta, Magnoliopsida, Poales, Poaceae. Bases 71 to 802 code for a protein of 243 amino acids. The record is from RefSeq and is a predicted model, not a curated record.
AACGAGCACACAACAAAGAUAAGGCCCGCCCCCUCCCUGCCCGCUCGCUACAGUCCCCAGCUCGCGCGACAUGGCGCCCACCCGCUGCCCCCCGCCGCCGCUCCUCCUCCUCCUCCUCCUGUUCGCCGCCGCCGCCACGGUGGCAGAGGAUGCAUCCGGCCUGCCUCUCCCUUCGCCGACGCCGUGGCCGGAGCGGUUCCACGCGGUGCUGUUUACGAACCUGACCAACUACUCAUCGGCCUCCACGGGCCCGCCGCUCCGCAUCACGGACCUCUACUACGACUGGCCGCGGCGGCGGAACCUCAACCUGGUCCGCCACCAGCUCUCCGCCGACCCGCUCUACGACGUGGAGUGGAACAACGGCACCGCCUUCUACUUCGACUCCUCCACCUGCCGCGUCGUGCGGUUCCCCGUCGGCGUGCUGCCGCCCUGGUGGCUCUCCGGCGGCGGCGCCGAGUACGCGGGGCGCGCCGUCUCCGGCGGCAUCGACUGCCACGUCUGGGGGAAGGCCGGGUUGAUCGUCUACUACGAGGAGGCCGCCACGGGCCGGCCCGUGCGGUGGGACUUCCUCGACGACGACGGGAUCAAGCAGUACGUGAUUCGCUUCGAGCCCGGCGUGGCGCUGGAGGACGCGCAGUGGCAGGCGCCCGCGCACUGCUUCCCACCAGACGACGACGACGACGCAGAACAAGGGAAGGGCAAUGACGAUGUCGCAAGCAGCAGCAAGGAGGAGGUUGGGGUUGCGAUGCUUGAGGCGGCCAGGCUACUCAGGAAGCUUGCAGGAGCUGCAGCAACCUUUUGAUUGUGUUCUAGUAGCAACGUCUCAUGUUGCUCCUGUGUGUAAUAUAUGCAAGAUUGAAUAAUGAGAGGCACAUCUAGAACUAGCAAGAAGUAGAAAGAUGAAGGCAGCUGCUUCAGGAGUUCAGGAUGCAGCUUCCAGGACCAAUCCAGCAUGUUGUUCUUGGGAAGCCCUGGUCUGAGAUGUGGGUCAGGCCAGUAAUAGAUUGUGAAAUCACGCUGUGUGCGUUCGGAUUCAGAAAUAUGGCAGUCGACUACAA